Clonostachys rhizophaga is the source of this 585-nucleotide messenger RNA. The record is from the annotation of a GenBank genome assembly. NCBI's taxonomy places the organism in Eukaryota, Fungi, Ascomycota, Sordariomycetes, Hypocreales, Bionectriaceae.
AUGGCUAGCUCACGAUCGGUCACAAAGUGCCUCCCAAGGCUAUCUUCGACGAUAUGCCGUCAGUCUCGACACCUGUCCUCACAAGCAAGAGCUCCGAGCAAUCUUCUCCGCCCCUCCUCUUUAUUUUCUCUGCCCAGUAGAAGUAUCUCGCGCCUACAAACCUCGUCCCCAUAUACCCGAUCUUUUACAACCACUGCGCAGAGGCAGCAUGGUCAUAUCCAUCCUCCGAAGCCGGGCGAGGAGCUCUAUGUGACUUUCAUCGACAAGGAUGGUCAAGACUACAAAUUUGCCGUCUCCGAAGGCGAUAACCUGCUUGAUAUUGCGCAAGCCAACGACUUAGAAAUGGAGGGCGCUUGCGGAGGGUCAUGCGCAUGCUCUACAUGCCACGUCAUUGUCACCGAUGACGGAUAUUACGAUAAAAUUCCCGAACCAGAAGAUGAUGAGAAUGAUAUGCUGGACCUGGCUUUCGGCUUGACGGAAACCAGCCGCCUUGGCUGUCAAGUGGUGAUGAAGAAGGAACUGGACGGCUUGGUUGUUCGCUUACCCUCCAUGACACGAAAUCUGCAGGCCAGCGACUUCAGUUAA